Messenger RNA from Spodoptera exigua (beet armyworm), 3418 nucleotides. The record is from the annotation of a GenBank genome assembly. NCBI's taxonomy places the organism in Eukaryota, Metazoa, Arthropoda, Insecta, Lepidoptera, Noctuidae.
UUUUCUACAUUCGACAACUCACAAGAAUCUAUUCCAGAUUUCAUAAUCUGUGGAUAUGAAUGAGUGAGUAGUCGAGAUGGAAUGAAAAAGAAGUGCAGGAAAUAAAACUGACAGCGGCCGACUGAUUCUGUAACUUGUUAAAAAUAAAAUUAUGAUCAUUACCUUCCAGUUCGAAAUUCCGUUUGUCGUUGUUGUGCAAAACAAUUUCAAAACAAUAAAUUAGCCACUCUCGACUCUAUUGCAGAAAAAUGCCUCUAUACGUAAUAUAACAAUUUUUUCGUAUACAUCAAGAUGGUUUACGAGUCCGUUCCUCGUACAGUUAGAAUACUCCUAUUAGGCGAACCUGGAGUCGGAAAAACGUCGCUGAUACUUUCUCUGGUAACCGAAGAGUUUACUGAACAUGUACCACCUAAAGCCGAAGAGAUAACAAUUCCUGCAGAUGUGACCCCGGAACAAGUACCGACCAACAUUAUCGACAUUUGUCUUGCUGAGCAAACACUAGAACAAGUGGGAGAAGAAAUAGAAAGAGCUCAUGUAAUAUGCAUAGUUUUCUCAGUAGACAGACAGGAGACAUUAAACAAAAUAGCCUCAUAUUGGCUGCCUUUUGUAAGAGAAAACUGUCCUGAUGAUUACAGAAAGCCAGUUAUUCUUGUUGGAAACAAAAUUGAUUUAAUUGAUUACUCCAUUAUUGAUAAUAUAUGGGAUAUAGCAGAGGAAUACCCAGAGGUAGACAGAUGUAUAGAAUGCUCAGCAAAAUCUCUUAUAAAUGUAUCUGAGAUGUUCUAUAAUGCACAAAAAGCUGUCCUGCACCCCAUUAAUCCCAUAUACAAUAUUGAAGAACAAGAGUUGACAGAAAAAUGCAAAAGGGCUUUAACAAGGAUAUUCAAGAUCUGUGAUUUAGAUGGAGAUGGCCUUUUAGAUGACUAUGAAGUGACAAUGUUUCAAAGAAAAUGUUUUGACUCACCUCUGCAAUUGCAGGUUUUAGAUGAGGUAAAAUCAGUAAUUGCUCAAAACAUAGCUGGUGGUAUAGAAAAUGAUUGUAUAACAAUAAAAGGUUUUAUUUUCUUACAUUGUUUAUUUAUUCAAAGAGGAAGAAAUGAAACAACAUGGACAGUACUUCGUAAAUUUGGCUAUGAGGAGAGCCUGGAAUUGACUCACAGUUAUUUAUAUGCUAACAUUAAGGUUCCUGUAGGCUGCACAACUGAACUUUCAUACAAAGGACAACAAUUUUUAACACAGUUGUUUGAAAAAUAUGACUCGGACAAAGAUGGCAUGCUUAAUCCUACUGAACUGAAAAAUGUGUUUUCCUGCUGUCCAAGAAUACCAUGGCAUAAUUUGCGGUACACUGUGCCUACAAAUGAUAAGGGAUAUUUAACUUUACAAGGUUGGAUGUGUCGGUGGACCUUAAUGACCUUGAUGGACUUGCAAAAUACUAGUGCCUAUCUAGCUUACUUGGGCUUCAAUUUUCUAGAAAAUGAAACACAAAAAUCUGCAAUACACAUAACACGUGAAAAAAAAGUAGAUAUUGCCAAGAAACAAUCGAGUCGAAAUGUUUACCAGUGCCAUAUCAUUGGUCCAAGGUCAUGUGGAAAGACAUCUAUUUGUAGAAGCUUUCUUGGUAUAGCACAUAAGAAAAUAAAACCGCACGCCAAUGAACGAGGUGACAGCAAUACAUACAGUGAGAAUUGUUGUAUAAAUACUGUAUUGGUGUAUGGUCAAGAAAAAUACUUAGUGUUAAAAGAAAUACCGAUAACACGCGUCUCGGAUCCUCUACAACCCCAUGAAGUCAAUUGUGAUGUUGCUUGUCUUGUAUAUGAUGUCGCUGCAAGUCGGUCAUUCGAAUAUAUCGCUAGGAUAUAUAUCAAAUACUUUGCCGAGAGUCAUAUUCCUGUGUUAAUAGUGGGAACUAAGGGUGAUGCGCUGAUUGCAAGACAAGAGUAUAUCCUCCAACCAGAUGUAUUUUGCAAUAAAUAUCAACUACUACCACCACAGUUGUUCAAUAUUAGAGAAAAUAAACAUGAUGUUUUCGUCAAACUCGCCACCAUGGCCGCAUUUCCACACUUGAAGCAUUUUGCCAGCUUGUCAGGCGAUAAUUCGUCAUGGUGGAAGGCGGGCAUUGGAGUUGCUGCCGCUACAGUCGUGGGACUCGUACUCAUUAAGAUAUUCAGCUUCCAGAAACGUUAGAUUAGAGUAUAUGCUGCAGCUUUUAUUUAUUGUACAUAAAUAUUGUUAUGUAUUAAAAAUAGUAUUGAAUUUAAAUGCUUGAAAAAUUAUUUAUUUUAGACCAAAGAGAAACCUUGAAUAGGACAAAUAAUAUAUUUUGUUUCAGUUGUAAAUAAAAAUUUUUGAUUGCGGAACGCGCUUUCAUUGUAAAAAUAUAAUGCCGUAAAACGGGGCGAAUAAAUACUCAAAAGGGGUGAUUACAUGUUGGCGAAUUUUCCUAGUAUCUAAUCACCAAGCUUCUGCGUCUAUUCACCCUGUUUCACCGUUACCUAAAUUAUCUGGUGCCUAGUCGACAAAUAUUUUACUGCUACAAGUUUUAGUCUUACCUGACCAAGUUAUAUAUAUCGCCGCUAAGGCGAAAAAAUAUCAGUACUUACCUACUUAUUCCAAAUUGUUAACACUGGUUUAGGUACAUUUCGCCUAGAUUCUCAACUUCCUAGAUUUCCUAUUAUGAAUGCUCUUAUCAAAGAAUAAAAAAAUAACAGAAAUUGGGAAAUAGCAACCCUUUUGGUGCUCUGGCGGUUUUAACUUCCUAACGAGACUGAGACCGAGGUAGGUAGUUUGAUAUCGGUGAGAAGUAGGGGCGGUGCGCUUGUAUAUAGGUAAUAAACUAGCUUCCACCCGCGUGUUAUGUUGAUAAAAAGUAGCCUAUGUCCUAUUCCGGAGUGUACCUACCUAUCCUAUACCUGCGCCAAAUUUCAUCCAGUCGUUUUGGCGUGAUUGAGCAACAAACAUCCAAUCAUCGUAACUUUCGUAUUUAUAAUAUUAGUAAGAUUAUUAAACCUAUCACCCCUAGCAUGGUGUGUAGGUGCUUCGAACGUAGGUAGGUAUCAAACAAAACGCUUACACAGGAAAAUGGCAUGGAGGAGCAUUUGAAUUGUUCCGUCGAGCGCUAGAAGCGAAUAACACGUCUACAAGCAUCAUUUUUGUUAUCUGCAUUAGGUCAGCAAUACACAUUUGAGUGUCGUGUUGCAAGCGUCCAUGGGGCAACGCCGAUUCUUACCAUUAUGGGAAUCGUUUGCUCGAUUUCCGACCUAUGUCAUGAAAAUAAAAAGCAUUGUGCCAACUUACUGAAGAAAUAUGACUACUUAUUAGGUAUCCUUGUGGUAUCUUUAGAUAGGUACCUAUAAUAAUAGCAUGUUCUGCCCAGUGGUUAGGCAGGUAACAUUUAUUCAUAUUUAUUCUAUUGUUUUUC